Messenger RNA from Colletotrichum costaricense, 1818 nucleotides. RefSeq lists its product as uncharacterized. NCBI's taxonomy places the organism in Eukaryota, Fungi, Ascomycota, Sordariomycetes, Glomerellales, Glomerellaceae. Bases 1 to 1818 code for a protein of 605 amino acids. The transcript has 4 exons. The record is from RefSeq and is a predicted model, not a curated record.
AUGGCGUCUAUCGAGACUGAAGCACAGACAGAGAGCAGAAAGCUCGUUCUCUGCUUCGAUGGCACAGGCAACUCGUUCAGUGGCUCCGGCUCUGACACCAAUGUCGUGAAGCUCCUGCGUAUGCUCGAUCGCAAUGAGAAACACCAGUACCACUACUACCAGACCGGUAUCGGAACAUACGACGUUGACGACACAAGUGUCAACAAGAACUGGGUCAGCGAGGUCCGCAGCAAUAUCUCUCAGAAGAUCGACAUGGGCUUUGGGACCACGUUCGAUUCCCACGUCAUUGCUGGAUAUCGGUUCCUCAUGCGCUACUAUGAGACUGGUGACAGAAUCUACAUCUUUGGCUUCAGUCGUGGGGCCUUCACCGCCAGAUUCCUGUGUCGCAUGGUCAACACCGUUGGUCUUCUCUGCAAGGGUAACGAAGAGAUGGUACCCUUUGCAUACAAACUCUACCAAGACCAUCUAGCAAAAGUCAAGAAGAGCGGCAAAGAAGAAAAGGCCACCGUGAUCAAUCCGACUGAUGCCCGAGAGACCAGCGGCCAAACAACCAAGAACACGAAAGCCCCCACCGUCAGUACCUACGAAACGCCUGCGAGUCCACCAGAUACGCCCGUUGAUGAGGCCUUCCCCAUCGGAAUCAGCAGCUCCAAUGACGCAAUCAAGAAGCCCAAGGGCUGGAGAAGAAGAGGCAAGAGAAACGAGAUGGAGGCCUUCAGCAAGACCUUUUGUCGCAAGGAAGAGGGCGACUGCGGGAAAGAAAACAUCAAGGUCUUCUUUCUCGGCAUGUGGGACUGCGUCAACUCCGUUGCAGUCCUCGAGAAGGUUGGCGACAAGCCAGCCUCUGUCAAGGGUACCGCAACCUAUGUGCGCCAUGCUGUUGCUGUGGACGAGUUCCGAGUCAAGUUCAAGCCUGCUCUUCUCGCGCAAGAUAUUACCAAACUUUCCAACAAGGGAAGGCACCGCCAUGCUGAAGAUGACAUCAAAGAAGUGUGGUUCCCUGGAAACCAUGGCGAUGUUGGUGGGGGUUGGUCGGCAAUCAAGGAUGAUCCGACAUGGAAAGACAGAGAGCUCCAGAGGAUCAGGGAGGAAAAGUUGAAAAACGGUGACUUCAGAACGGAUGAUAUUCCUGACUACUUGAACCCCCCAACUCUUUGGAAUAGGUUUUUGAGAAUGCUUGGGAGGGGACGAAAGGAAGAAGAGCUCGAUGAUAGCGAGGAUAUGCAGCUGAGCGAUAUUCCUCUUUCUUGGAUGAUCCGCGAGCUUGAGCUCGCGGACGAGGAGUACAAAAAGAAGAGUGAGGAGAACGGUAAGAAGAAUGAGACGGGGCUGAAGUGGCGGCCAAGACGCUUGGACAGAUUCAAGCAAAGCAUCUACCAGGAUCAGGUGAAGCAGGAGCAGGCCCUGAAGGGAUGGAUCCAUGACCUUCUUCGGCCUGGAAAGGGAAUGGGCUACUUCAAGCCAUUUAUGUGGUACCUGCUUGAGAUUUGCCCUCUUAUUAAGAGAUGGGAACUCGAUGACAAGACCAAACAGUGGAAGCUUUGCCAGUGGCCCCUCAACAAAGGCGGUCCUCGAGAUAUACCCCGCAACGCCAUCUUACACGAGUCUCUACACCGACGUCUCCAUAAUGAUGAACACUACGAACCACAAAACAACCAUGGCAACUUGAAGGAGGCAUGUUUGAAGAAGAACCGUGAUCAUUACGAUCCUCAUCAAGAUCACGAAAGGGGUUGUGCAGAGAGUUGUUUCCACAACACUUGGAAGUUCAAAGCACAUGGAGAUCAUGCGGAUCAAGUCGUGUCUCAGACAACGAAUUGA